GGGCGAACUACCCUUCAUUAUAGUACUAUCAAGGGCAAUCUAACGGCAAAUAUUCUACAUUUCCUUUGCGACGAAAUACGGUUAUCUACAGGGCUUCGUGAUUCACAUAGGAAGACACCGUUAGAUUAUGCAGUUAAGAUAGGAAAAAAGGAUCAUAACCCGAAUCUUUUUAACCCCGACUAA
Messenger RNA from Fusarium vanettenii 77-13-4, 183 nucleotides. RefSeq lists its product as uncharacterized. The annotation marks the transcript as partial. The transcript has a single exon. Lineage: Eukaryota; Fungi; Ascomycota; Sordariomycetes; Hypocreales; Nectriaceae. The record is from RefSeq and is a predicted model, not a curated record.